GACAAGCGCACUUUUAGCACGAUUGGCGAGUUGUGAAAGUGAAAAGUUAAAAUAUUCUACAAUGUGGUUCAAGGCGUUGACUCUUUUCCUGGUCGCGGUCGUCGCCGUUCGCGGAGGAGUGGCUCCACCCGCUUUCCACAUUACGAUGGAGACAUCGUUGGCCGACGUCUUGUUGAACUCUCCUGCUUUCCGGAAUGCCGAAACCUUCAACGCGGGCUGCGUCGAGUACUACAUUCCGGAACUUAAGGUCCAUGCCGACAAGUAUGACGCAGAUAUGAAAGUUUGCACGGAUGAAUAUAGCAAGGGAAAGGCAGGAAUCGAUGCCACAUACACCCUUUCCCGCAAUCAGCUCUUCGACUCGCUUCGGGGUUCCUGCAGCACCCUGCUCGGCUGCGAUAGCCAGACUACCAACUCUGAUGCCUUCACUUGUCUGACCAAAACGUGCCCCAGUGAGAUCAAGAUAAUUAACAGCAUUGCUGACAAUUCCACUGAUCUGAACCAGGAAGUGACCGAAAAGUUCAAAGCUAUUGAUGUCACAUUCCUAAACUGCCAAGUCGUUGCCCAGCGCAUCUACAAGACCAACCAUGGCCAGUGCCUGGAAGAUUUCAACGGUUGCCUGGAUGACCCCAACUGGGACUUUCCUGCCAGCACCGCUCUCUACUGAGAGUCUUAACAUUCUGUCGUACAGGGCAUGGUUACUUCAAAUAUAAAAUUUAAAAAUUGAAAAAAAAUGAAUAAAUAUUAUUCAAGACAGAAGCAAAGCGGUAAAUAAAACGAUCUUGACCCUCGAGAA
Drosophila ananassae is the source of this 793-nucleotide messenger RNA. RefSeq lists its product as uncharacterized. The record is from RefSeq and is a predicted model, not a curated record. The transcript has 2 exons. NCBI's taxonomy places the organism in Eukaryota, Metazoa, Arthropoda, Insecta, Diptera, Drosophilidae. The coding region runs from base 62 to 664 and encodes 200 amino acids.